Molecule: messenger RNA, 1954 nt
Organism: Monomorium pharaonis (pharaoh ant)
Lineage: Eukaryota; Metazoa; Arthropoda; Insecta; Hymenoptera; Formicidae
Exons: 4
Coding region: 23-1906 (627 amino acids)
Molecular function (GO): DNA binding
Source: RefSeq, a predicted model, not a curated record
AGAUAAUAGCGUUGAUGCAAAUAUGUAUAAUGAUGAAUAUAGAUAUCCUUCAUCAAGGGAUAAUACAUUCUCAAGUGAAGAUGAACAAUCUGAAAUAUUAGAUAAAUGCAACAAUAUGAAACAUAACGAUAGAUUUUUAGCAGAUAUUAUUACAUGGGUGAAACAAUGUAAACCUCCAGGAAGUACUGUUAAUUCCCUUCUGAAAAUUUUAAGAAAACAUACAAAUGUAGCUUUCCCGAAUGAUUAUAGAACCCUUCUUAAAACUCCUACGUGUACGGAAGUGGCUAUUAUUGACAAUGGCCAAUAUUGGCAUUACGGAUUAAAAAAUUCAAUUAUGCGUCUGUUAAUGAACUGUGAGGAAACUGAUUAUUCAGAAAAUAGACACAUUGAUCUUUUGAUAAACAUUGAUGGGGCAACAUUAGGAAAAAGUACAGAAAAAAGCAUGUGGCCAAUUUUGUGCUCUGAUACUGUUUCAAAAAAUGUUGCUGUAGUCGGUAUAUUUUAUGGAGAAGGAAAACCUAAAAAUUGUAAUGUAUUUCUUAAUAAAUUUGUACAUGAAGCAACAGAGUUAAUUAAUAAUGGUAUUAUUGUCAAUAAUAAUCAUUACAGUAUUAAGUUAAAAGCAUUAAUAUGUGAUGCUCCUGCUAAGGCAUAUGUGUUGCAAGUGAAAAAUCAUACUGGUUUUAACAGUUGCACAAAAUGCGUUGUUGAAGGUGAUUAUAUAAACAAUAGAGUGACUUUUCCUGGAGGUGCACAUAAUACUUUAAGAACAAAUGAACAGUUUCGAGAUUAUGCUUAUAAUUUUGACUAUCAAUUAGGUGAAACUAUUCUAACGAAAAUUCCACAUUUUGAUUUUGUUAAAAAUGUUCCUCUUGAUUACAUGCAUCUUGUAUGUUUAGGAAUCAUGAGAAAAUUAUUAUUUUUGUGGUUAAAUGGACCACUUACUGUAAAACUUUCCGCAAAUGAUGUAAACAAAAUAUCCAAUAGAUUAAUCAAGUUAAGGAAAAUUAUACCAUUAGAUUUCAACAGAAAACCAAGAACAUUAAAAUAUAUAAAAUUAUGGAAGGCAACAGAAUUACGUCUUUUCCUUUUGUAUUUAGGACCAGUGGUUUUAAAAAACAUAUUACAAAAAAACUUGUAUGAACAUUUUUUAACUUUGCAUGUUGCAAUCACAAUUUUAGCAAGUCCAAGUUUGUCUUCAGAUCCUUUAAAUAUCACGUACGCAGAAGAUUUGCUGCGGAAUUUUACUGAACAGUUUGAGACAUUAUAUGGAGAGCAAUACAUUAGCCACAAUGUGCAUAAUUUAUUGCAUCUUGCAGCAGAUGUUAGAGAACAUGGACCGUUAGAUAACUUUAGUUCUUUUCGGUUCGAAAAUUACAUUAAUAUAUUAAUGAAAUAUGUUAGAAAAGGAGAAAAGCCUUUACAACAAAUUGCGCGGCGAAUAAUUGAAUAUGACUUGCCUGUUAAAAAUACAAAAAUGAAAUUUUCCUAUUUACUUGAAAAACGACAUUAUGAUGGUCCUUUAGAUGCAUAUUGUGACAUGUUAUAUGUAAAACAAUAUAAAUCUAUAAUGAGAUUGUUAACCAAAAGAGGAGGGCGAAGUGCAUAUGAACUUGCAACCAAUAUUUUAGCGAAGGUAUUCACAAACAGUUUUGCUGCACAAUAUAGUUAUUAUGGAAAACAGAAAAAGAAGCCUUUAUCCGAAUUAAAAAUCACCAAAUGUAUUAUUGAGGCAGUUUCACAUUCUUACCAAGACAUUAAAGAACACGAUGUGGAAAAAAAAAUAGGCAAUUGGUUAGCAAAUGCUCCAACACGAGUUUUGAGAGAAAGAAUAAAGAAAGAAGUAGAAGCUAAUAAAAAUAAAGAAAAUGUUAACCAAGAUGAAGAGGAAUUAGAUUCUCCGUAAAAUAAUAUAUAUAUACAUUUAUAUUUUUCUAUAUUUUUUUAUAUACAU